Messenger RNA from Ramularia collo-cygni, 2868 nucleotides. RefSeq names its product probable replication licensing factor. The transcript is spliced from 3 exons. The record is from RefSeq and is a predicted model, not a curated record. Gene Ontology annotation, molecular function: ATP binding; single-stranded DNA binding; single-stranded 3'-5' DNA helicase activity. NCBI's taxonomy places the organism in Eukaryota, Fungi, Ascomycota, Dothideomycetes, Mycosphaerellales, Mycosphaerellaceae. Gene Ontology annotation, biological process: mitotic DNA replication; double-strand break repair via break-induced replication; DNA replication initiation. Gene Ontology annotation, cellular component: nucleus; MCM complex. Bases 1 to 2868 code for a protein of 955 amino acids.
AUGUCAUCGAUUGGGGACCAAAUGAUGAGAUCGGACGAUGGAGCCGAAGAGCCUCGCAGCGAUGGUCGCAGAAGACAGGCUCGCUCGUCGUCUCGCCCACGGGGUCCUCCAUCGGUCAGCACCCCAGGCAUGCACAGCGACAUGGAUGCUUUCGCCGACGAUGAGGUUGUCGGACGGCGAGGUCUGCGACGAUUGCUGCCUGGUGCGCAGGACGUACCGCGGGUCGUCGACACCACGGCAGAAACUUUGGGCAUUCAGUUUGAGCGUUUCCUGGAAAACUUCACCGAAGAUCCUACGCCCUCGGCAGGUCCAGCAUCCAGUGCAGUGUUAUCCAAUAAAUACUAUAUUGCGCAAAUACACGGCCUUUGCCAGUUCAAUCYCUCCACACUCUAUCUCGACUACACCCAUCUUAUGGACUUUGAGCGUGGCAUCCUCGCCAAUGCCAUUCAAGACGACUUCUACCGUUUCCAGCCCUACAUGCUGCGUGCUCUCAACAACCUCAUCGCGAAAUACGAGCCGGGCUACUAUCGUGCGCAUCGGCAGCCUGGCUCAACAACCGCCCGAACAGACACCUCGCUCGCCACACAGAGCCUCAGCGAAGAGCAAGACGUUCAUCAAAAAACACCAAAUCAACAGACCGACAAGAUCUUCACGAUUGCUAUUUACAACCUACCUUUGGUCUCGCGAGUACGCCAGCUUCGGACACAGCAGAUUGGGAAACUGGUCUCAAUAUCUGGGACCGUAACGAGAACUUCAGAAGUGCGACCCGAAUUGCAUCUAGCCACAUUCACCUGCGAGGCCUGCAACAGCGUUAUCCCAGAUGUGGAGCAAAUUUUCAAGUACUCGGAACCUACGCAAUGUCCAAAUGUCACAUGCAUGAACAGGCAGGGGUGGAGAUUGAACAUCCGAGAGAGCACAUUCAUCGAUUGGCAAAAGGUGCGAAUUCAGGAGAACAGCUCCGAGAUUCCCACUGGCAGCAUGCCCCGAACGAUGGAUGUCAUUCUACGUGGCGAAAUGGUAGAACGAGCGAAGGCAGGUGAGAAGUGUAUUUUUACCGGGACUUUGAUUGUUGUCCCAGACAUUAGUCAGUUCCGCGUACCAGGUGUACGGCCGCAGGCUGUGCGUGACAAUCAAGGACCGCGUGGCGGAGACGUGGGUGRCAGUGGAGUCAGUGGGCUGAAAGCGCUCGGCGUUCGAGACUUGACGUACCGGAUGGCAUUCCUCGCGAACAUGGUAACACCGGACACCUCGACCCAAGGCAAACGUGCGGAUCAGAAUCUCAAAGGCCAAGCUGGCAACAUCUUGCAGUCUUUGGGUCAGAACGUGGAUAUCAGCGAUGAUACCGGUGAGAAAGCACAGCAGGAGUAUCUCGACACACUCACACCGGCCGAGAUUGACGAACUUCGAAGAAUGGUCCAGUCUGACAACAUUUACAUGCGUCUGGUGGACUCUCUCGCACCCAUGGUGUACGGACAUACCGUAGUGAAGAAGGGUCUCCUCCUACAGUUGAUGGGCGGUGUCAGCAAGGUGACCCCAGAAGGCAUGGCUCUUCGUGGAGAUCUCAACAUCUGUAUUGUGGGAGAUCCCAGUACAAGCAAGUCGCAAUUCUUGAAGUACAUUUGCUCGUUCAUUCCGCGAGCUGUGUAUACCUCUGGAAAGGCCUCUUCUGCAGCAGGUCUGACUGCUGCGGUGGUAAAGGACGAGGAAACGGGAGAGUUCACCAUCGAAGCUGGAGCAUUGAUGUUAGCUGACAACGGAAUCUGUGCGAUUGACGAGUUCGACAAGAUGGACCUUGCGGACCAGGUCGCGAUCCACGAAGCCAUGGAGCAGCAGACGAUUUCAAUUGCGAAAGCUGGAAUCCAAGCUACACUAAACGCACGUACUAGCAUUCUCGCUGCCGCGAACCCCGUAGGAGGUCGCUACAACCGGAAGACGACACUCCGAGCGAACAUCAAUAUGAGCGCCCCCAUCAUGUCUCGUUUUGAUUUGUUCUUCGUCGUGCUCGAUGAGUGUAACGAACAGGUUGACGAGCAUCUUGCAAAACACAUUGUCGGCCUUCAUCAGCUGAAGGAUGAUGCCAUUGAGCCAGAGUUCAGCACCGAACAGCUACAACGUUACAUCCGCUUUGCUCGACUCUUCCAGCCUACAUUCACUGACGAAGCCAAGACUUUCCUGGUGCAAAAGUACAAGGAGCUCCGUGCAGACGACUCGCAGGGUGGUAUUGGACGCAACUCCUACCGCAUUACAGUUCGUCAGCUUGAGUCUCUUAUCAGAUUGAGCGAAGCGAUUGCCAAAGCCAACUGCCUGGACACUGUAACUCCAAUGAUGGUCGACGAAGCCUUCAAGUUGUUGCAGCAGAGCAUCAUUAGCGUCGAGAAGGACGAUGUCGAGUUUGAAGAUGAAGAGGACGCUGCUCUUGCCGGUGCUGAUCAAGAUGGCGAGGACCAGAUGGAUGUUGGCGAGGAUGAGCCCGAGGCCGGUACGCCUGCUGCAUCAACACGUGCUUCGCAGACACCCGCUCCAGCUACCAGACCCAAGACACAGAUCAAGUACGAUGACUACAUCAAGAUCCACAACAUGCUUCUACGUAGAGUCAACGACGAUCAGAAUGCUGCCGAGGAUGGUGUUGAAGAGGAGGAUCUUUUGGUGUGGUAUCUUGAGCAGAAAGAGGACGAGCUGAGGAGCCAGGAAGACAUGGAGAACCAGAGGAAGAUGGCAAGAAAGGUGUUGAAGCGUAUGGUGAAGGACAACGUCCUCAUGCAAAUUCGAGGUGAAGGCCUCGCUGACGAAGCGGGAGAAGGCUUGGAAGAAGACAACAACAAGGUCAUGUAUGUUGUACAUCCCAAUUGCGCGGUCGAAGACAUGUGA